AACUGCGGCCUUUUAUAAAACCCUCCCAGGCAAGCUGCCUAGAAGUCAGCUUUGCAGGGGCCCGAGGCAGGGAAACAAAGAGUUAAACAAUAUACUGAUAGGCUGGUGAGAUCAUCAGAGCUGGGAUGCACUCCAUUGUUUAUUAGACUCAACAGAGCCCAGCAGACAACAUCCAGAGGGAUGUGGGGCUUGGGGUGAGCCUGGCUUAGGAGAGCGGCACCUUCUGCUGCAGCCUGUCCCACUGCCGGUGGGGUGGGCAGCCAUCCCUCACCACUCACCACAGCAGAGCCCACUCAGCCCAGCAGGAUCCAGCCCUCUUGGGGCUGACACACAGCAACAGAAAGCCAGAUGGUCUGAGCCGCUCCUUUUGUGCCUGCAGGAGCCGGUGGCUGGGUUCCUCCACGGCGUGCUCAGGGGAUGUUUAGUGCAACCGGCUGCCUCACCUCCCGCAGCGAGCCACUGCACGCCGGUGACAGCCGUGACGACAGAAGCACAGCAUGGUCUCCUCCUCAGAACCCAUCACCAUGGAAAUUCCCCCCAAGAGCCCUGACGGGAGUGAGAAGUCUCCUCAGUCCAAGGAGAUGUUGGCCAGUAACACAGCCAGCACCCUCUGCAUCAGCUCCCGGAGCGAGUCUGUCUGGACCAGCACAUCCAGAAGCAAGUGGGACAUAUACCACAAGCCUGUCAUUGUUGUGUCUGUCGGAGCAGCCGUCUUCCUCUUCGGGAUGGUCAUCACUAGCCUGUCUUGCAUCCAAACCAAGAACAAAAAUGUUUACAAAAUGUGUGGCCCAGCUUUCCUGUCCUUGGGACUGAUGCUCCUCGUUUGUGGCCUUGUCUGGAUCCCCAUCAUCCGGAAGAAGCAGAAGCAGAGGCAGAAGUCACAGUUUCUGCAGAGCCUCAAGUCCUUCUUCUUUAACCGCUGAGGUCAGCCCAGGACCUUACUGGGAAGGCUCCCCUCACCUCUACCCACCUGUGUUGGUUAGCCAAAAAAGAAACAUGUUCUUGUACUCUCCUAGAAGAUUGAAUCCCAGUAAGUCUCUUCCCUACAGGUGAAACGCACUGUAGCAGUCUCCAGUGUGAAAAUGAACUUUGUAUUUCAUCCAAGUAAGCCCAGAAAAAAAGAGAGCAGGAUUUUGCAGUUGAGCCCAGCAAGGCAGGUCCGAGCUCUCUGCAUCGCCCUCCUGUCCAAUGAGCAACCCAAUGUCACAUAUCAGGAAAAGCAAAGCUCCUAAGUAACCUGGCUCCACCCAGUAGCUUCUGCAAGAUACAUCAGCAGAGAGGAGCCAACCAACUACAGACUGUGAGUAAAGCCUGGUGUGAACACUGCUGACUGCAAACUGCAGUUCAGAUGGAGAAACUGGGAGGCCAGAGAUGGUUCAUCCAGCACUAGUGGAGAGAAGCAGGACAAUGUAGUUCCAGACCACUUUCUAUUAGAGGAGGCCACCAGAACAGGCAACAUAUAUCACAAAAGCUUAGGAGGACCAGACAUGUUGACCAUGGCCAGGACUUUCCUAUCACUGACCUAUUACAACAGCUGGCUGAGACAUGGCCGCAAACUGGAGCUCACUCCUUGCUCAGCGUGUAAUGCUCACAAGCUUUAUUUAUUGCUCCAAAGGGUCGAGGCAAGGAACAGCAUUACAAGCAUUUUUUGCUUCCUCUGGCAGAGGGUGUUUAAUAAAGGCUAUUCCUCCAGACCUACAGGGGCAAAGUUGUUUUGCAGCAUCUGUCCAUUUGCACUGAUGUUGUCUGCCAGAGUCACCCAUAAACCCUAACUGUCAGCCUAUUCAUGCAACCAGAAUUGGACCACAGGCAAGAGAGACAAGUUCGUUGUCCCUACCACUCUAUUUCUGCCUUUAAUAAAUGUGUGCCCUGAGGCAAUUCACCAAGGAAAGCACGGAUCCUUUCCGCAUGGUUUUUGCUUUAAUUUUAUGUUUUCAGCAGGCCUGAUUUACUUUAAAAGACAAAUUUGAAAUGCAAAUUAUCAGUCUGAAGAACUGGUCUCAGCCUGGACAGCAAGAUCUGGGUUGAUAUAAAUAGGCCCAUAAUGUCCAGCUCCCAGUUCUGGGUUCAGGUGCUGAUGAGAGUCUGUUUUUUCAGAAACGCUGAUCCAGUCUGGAUCCCACGGCGGCCCGUCGUCAGUCCGGUGAGACACCCCAGCACAGCAAGCACUGGAUCAAAGGCCUGACACCCGCUGCGGGGUGAGGAUGUGGUCGGUGCUGAUCAGAAGCAGAAGAGGAACACGGAAGGGGAGACCCCUCCAAGCUCCUCUUUGUAGUCUGCACCUCCGCAGCUUUUCCAAAUGUCGUGGGAGGCAGAGAGGCUGGCAGGGGGUGCACUGAGAGAAUUUGCAAUGUGUUUGCUCUUUGAUUUCAGACAGACAGGGUGUGAUAACAUCCUCUAACUGCUGAUGAGAGGGAGCUCAUGUAAGCCCUCAGCUUUCUUUAACCCAGUAUCCCACAUCUACCAAGAGCUCCCAAGGAACUCUGGAGAAAAGCACAAGGAACAGGGCAUGCAGACAAUAGCUCUUCUCCUGGUUAAUGUCCACCUCCCAGCUAACAGCAGUUCAUAGCCAAAGCAGAGGUUGCUCCAGACCACUGUUUAACAGCCACCGAUACAGCCAAUAUGCUCACCUCCUCCUGUUCUGCACACUUUUUCAAAUUAGCUUGUACUUUCAGUCUCUGCAACAUCCUGGAGCUACAAUUCCAUCAAGCUCUCUAAUUUGCCAGAUACACUGGAAGCUCUGCAUCACAUCAGGAGACACAGCAAAAGCAGAGGGUAACAGAUCCUGCUGCUCCAGGCCAGCGGGCACCCAGCAGGUCAGUUAAAAGGAAGAUGUGUUCACUGUAGUCAAGGAUCACGAAGCUGUAGCUGUGGGAACUGUGCUCAGGGCCAAGAGUUGAUUCCCUGUUGGGAAAUAUUUAGCUUCCUCUUGGCCAUCUCUCGCUGAACCCCAUUAUUUCUGAAACUGGUGCCACAUCAGGAUUUCUGCCUGCAAAUAUGGUCCAAGGUGCCCAUGGGCCAAAGCAUUCAAGUGGAAGCAUUUGUGCUACCAUAAUCUUGCUAACACAAUUAACCAGGGAGCUCAGGCUCACCUUGACACUGCUGCCAGGCUCCCACCAGUAUGUGACCAAGGUUGGCCAGUGCCAUGCAGCUGGAGAUCCCCUCCACUAGUGUUGGGAGAGUUUGAGGAGACAGCUCCCAGCCUGGCAGCUGACACAGCUGGAUUACGAGUAUUCAAGCAACGCACGUCCCUUUGUCCCAGGCUCAACCUGGCCCUGAGUUUUGUUUCCUGGGUGGUGCAGACAUGUGUGUCCCCAGCCAGCCAGUGCCAGGUUUGUGAAUGGGGUGUAUGAUCUGGCACUGGACCCAGUAAAACUCUGUUUGUUCCUCAGCCAUUCAUCAUGCCAUGCAAUGCUGUGCUUGUUUUUGCAAUCCUGACCUGGCACUAGGCAGCAGUCUCUAUUGAUUUAGCUCCAACGGGCUCAGGACACUCACCCAAAACUCCUGCUCGGGAGGCAGCUGCAGUCAGAAGAGCAGACAAACAUCAGGACUCAUGAGGGGGAAGUCACGGAGCAAUGUGAAGGGCAUCACCAGGUCCUGGCUGGCUGCAGCCUGCAGAUCUGGUCACAGACGGGAGUCCUAAAGCUGCACAGUCUGGAGGAGGCACCUGGAAAUGGUCCCUGCUGCAAGCAGCUCUGCUGCGGCAAAAGGCUGCUCAGCCUGGGCUAGCUGUCCAAAGGGGUACAACAGGAGGACUAGAAGAACCAAAUGUCCUGGAGAGAGGGAGCAGGCAUCCUGCUCUCCAUGUCUCACGACCAAGGAUAAGGAGAUGGUCAGUGAAAUGUUAGUAUGAUAGGAAGUCACUAAUACCAAGAAUCUAAUAGGAUUCCAGACUGGUUGUUCAUAACAAGAAUAUUAGGUUUAAUUAAAGCAAAAAUUUC
Messenger RNA from Harpia harpyja (harpy eagle), 3941 nucleotides. It is a transcript of the gene PIRT, whose product is annotated as phosphoinositide interacting regulator of transient receptor potential channels. NCBI's taxonomy places the organism in Eukaryota, Metazoa, Chordata, Aves, Accipitriformes, Accipitridae. Gene Ontology annotation, biological process: positive regulation of cation channel activity; phosphatidylinositol-mediated signaling. Gene Ontology annotation, molecular function: phosphatidylinositol bisphosphate binding; transmembrane transporter binding. The coding region runs from base 498 to 923 and encodes 141 amino acids. The transcript has 3 exons. The record is from RefSeq and is a predicted model, not a curated record.